AUUUUAAAGCCAAAACGAAAUGAAAUCAGGUCAAAACGAACACGGUUACAAUGGCCGCUCGCUCCUUCUUCCUCAUUCUCACUCGAAAUCGCAGAAGCCAAAGGAGGACUCAAUUGAGAUCUCUCUCGUCAUCUUUCGCUUCAAGAAGCGAAAUUGUCCACGAAGUGUCGUCUCGGAGUUCACAGGAGGAAGAGGAAAAUGAGGAUGGUGGUGAAAAGGAUGAUCUGAAGAGCCGAAUAUUCAGCCUCAGACUUCCCAAGCGUAGCGCCACAAACGUCCUUCAGAAAUGGGUCUCCGAAGGCCACCCAAUUGCCGUCGACGACCUCCGACACAUCUCUAAACAGCUCAGAAAGUCUCAGCGCUACAAGCACGCCCUCGAGAUAUCAGAGUGGAUGGUUGCUCAUGGAGAGUCUCAGAUGUCAGACACUGACUAUGCAUGCCGGAUCGAUUUGAUGACAAAAGUUUUUGGUAUUGAUGCUGCUGAACGUUACUUUGACGGACUACCUCUUGGUGCAAAAACUAGUGAAACCUACACUGCUCUCAUCCACUGUUAUGCUGGAGCAAAACUGGUUGAAAAGGCAGAGGAACUCUAUGAGAGAGCAAAGGGAUCAAACCUGCCUUUGAGUGCCCUUACAUACAAUGAAAUAAUGACCUUGUACAUGUCAGUUGGGCAGGUGGAGAAGGUUUCUUUUGUUGUUGAAGAACUGAAACGCCAGAAGGUUGCACCAGACUUAUUUACCUACAAUCUCUGGAUAAGUUCAUGUGCUGCAACUCUGGACAUUGAUGGAGCUAGAAGGAUUCUUGAUGAAAUGAGUUGCGACUCUGGUUCUAAUGAAGAUUGGAUAAGGUACAUGAACCUUGCCAACGUAUAUCUUACGUCUGGUCAUCUUGUAAAUUCAGAGUCCAACUCUCUGGUUGAAAGUGAAAAGGGUAUUACACAACGAGAAUGGAUAACCUAUGACUUUCUAAUUAUUCUGUACGCUGGUUUGGGAAACAAAGACAAACUUGAUCAAAUUUGGAAAUCAUUGAGAAUGACCAAACAGAAAAUGACAAGUAGAAAUUAUAUAUGUAUCCUUUCUUCAUAUCUGAUGCUUGGGCAUAUAAAGGAGGUAGGAGAAGUUAUUGACCAAUGGAAGCAAUCCACCACCACAGAUUUUGAUCACUCCAUCUGUAAUAGGAUUUUAAAAGCAUUUGCAGAUACUGGGUUGACAGAAACAGCCGAAACUUUUCAUAUACUUCUGACAGAGAAGGGCUAUGAUACCAUUGACUAGUCGAAGUAAGAGCAUGCUUGAGUUUCAGGUGGUUUGAGAACAAUGCCCAUGAGAGCAAUAUUAUGGUGCUUGGACGAUAGGGAGAGAAUAAAUGUGCUUGUAAUAUUAGCAAUAAAUCUCAAAACUUGAUUGCAGUUUCCAAACAGUAUCAGGUAAGUCUUGCUGCUCUUUGCUUUUUUUUUUUUUUUUUCUCCAUGUCCUUGGAAUGCGGAAUUCAUGACCUAAAAUUUUGAUUGAUGGCUUCCUUGUUGCCUUCCCUGUUCAGUCUAUUGCUCUGGUUAUUUCAGUAGCUAAUGAACUGUUACUCUUAGUGUAAAAAAUGAUGUAACUUUUCUCAUUGGCAUUCAAAAUUUGUUGAAUUACAUAAUGCCUACAAGACAGGAGUGAGGCCAAUUUGUAAUGUUAAUCUUGAUAAAGGAUGGAAAUCCCUACCUUUCAAAAAUUAUUGUAUUUGCUUCUCUA
Molecule: messenger RNA, 1733 nt
Organism: Cornus florida
Lineage: Eukaryota; Viridiplantae; Streptophyta; Magnoliopsida; Cornales; Cornaceae
Product: pentatricopeptide repeat-containing protein At5g09450, mitochondrial
Exons: 3
Coding region: 51-1271 (406 amino acids)
Cellular component (GO): mitochondrion
Molecular function (GO): protein binding
Source: RefSeq, a predicted model, not a curated record